Leptopilina boulardi is the source of this 766-nucleotide messenger RNA. RefSeq names its product venom allergen 5-like. Lineage: Eukaryota; Metazoa; Arthropoda; Insecta; Hymenoptera; Figitidae. Bases 27 to 692 code for a protein of 221 amino acids. The transcript is spliced from 5 exons. The record is from RefSeq and is a predicted model, not a curated record. Gene Ontology annotation, cellular component: extracellular region.
GUUGGAAAUCAUUUUAAAGUAUAAAAAUGAUUAAAUCACGGGAAUUUUUAGUUCUAAUUAUUUUCUCGAACAUUUUCCUUAUUUUUGGUCAACAAGAAUAUUGUCGAAUUUGUCGUGAUCAUACAAUGUGCAUUUAUCGCAAUUCAAAUCCGGUUUGCAGUGCAAAUCAAAUUGGACUUAAUGCAAAUCAAAAAACAGAAGUUUUAAAUGUACAUAUUUUUCUAAGGCGACUCGUUGCUUUUGGAUGGGAAAGACGUGGAAAUCCUGGACCACAACCACGUGCUAGAAAUAUGAGAGAUAUGGUUUGGGAUGAUGAAUUGGCAACCAUUGCACAAAGAUGGGCUAAUCAGUGCAGUUCUUUAAAUGACAAAUGCAGAAACGUUCAACGAUUCAAGGUUGGACAAAAUGUUGCUAUCUUAUCGAUAACAGGAACACCUCCUGUUAAUAUAAUAACAAGAUUAGUAAUUCUAUGGUAUAAUGAAGUAACCUUAUUCGAUUCUAGACAAGUUGAACGUGUCACAAAUUUCGAUCGAGUUGGACAUUAUACUCAAAUGUUAUGGGCAACAAGUGUGAGACUUGGCUGUGGAUUUAUAAAUCAUAAACAAGGUGAAAAUAAUACAGCAAUAUUGGUUUGCAACUAUGGUCCAGCAGGGAACAUUAUAAAUGGAAAAAUGUACGAUAUUCUUCGUUAAAAGCAAUUAAUAAUUACAGCUACAAUUGUUUAGAAUUAAUACUAAUCAAUAAAUUAAACAGAUUUUGAAACUAA